Messenger RNA from Kalmanozyma brasiliensis GHG001, 1440 nucleotides. Its product is annotated as Mannosyltransferase 1, CMT1. The transcript has a single exon. Lineage: Eukaryota; Fungi; Basidiomycota; Ustilaginomycetes; Ustilaginales. The record is from RefSeq and is a predicted model, not a curated record. Bases 1 to 1440 code for a protein of 479 amino acids.
AUGCUUCAUCAACAACCACAUUCGCAGAAGGUGCCUCUGCUUCCGUUGCAGGCGGAGGGCCUUCCAUGCUCUCAACACGGCGACUACGAUGACUGCGACCUCCUUUAUCCGACGCCUUCCAAGCAUCACUACUGGUCUGCAACACCAUGGGCACGACGUCUAGGCGGCUUGGCCGACUCCUCGACAACAGGGCUGGUCCCUACUCUUGUCGGCCUUCCUUUGCUCGUCUCCAUCAUUGCGCACAUCUACUUUCGCAUGUUCUCGACACUACAUAUCUUUCUCGCCGUCGUCUGGAUCGGCCUGCCUGUCGCAACCACAUCAACACUAGCCGCCGUCGCAUCACGGUACCUUUCCAAGAGCAAUGCAAGCCGCGACAACCUCAAAGCCGCCCUGCUCACUGCUCUGCUAUGCACCGUCGCAUGGCGCACCUUCACCGUCAAUCAUCAUCAUUCGCUUCCCGACCUCGACUCGUACCCUCGCAAUAGCAACAACGAGACCGUUUUCAUUGCCGUCAACCUCUACAACUCGGAGCAUCUUUUCCCUGCCUUCUCGGACAACCUGCUCCAAGUCGUCCACCACCUCGGUGAGGAGAACGUUUUCAUUUCGAUAUACGAGAGCAACUCGCACGAUCGCACCAAGCAGCUCUUGUCGCAGUUCGAACGCGAGCUUCACCUUCGCGGCAUCCAGAACAGCAUCCGCAUGCUCGACAACAACCGCAGGAACGACAUGGACCGAAUCGAGCGACUGGCUCUCAUCAGGAACGAAGCGCUCAACCCAAUACAGUCGGGCGUUCACGGUCUCCACGGUCGCACAUUCUCCAAGCUACUCUGGUUGAACGACAUCUUUUUCCGCCCAGAAUCGGUACUCGAGCUCUUUUCGACAAACGGCGGGCGAUUCGACCAGGUCUGCGGUCUCGAUUACCUGCCGCUCGGCUUCUACGACACCUGGGUCAUGCGCGAUGUCGAGGGCAAUCGACAAACGCCGCUCUGGCCGUACUUCCACCUCGAAUCGGACAUUGCUCGAUUGCGCAAAGGCGAGCUCAUCCCAGUCAACGCCUGCUGGAACGGCAUGACCAUCUUCGACGCAAAAUGGUUCCUUCCAACGUCGAACUCGACAGCACAACCUGGUGUAGACGACGGCCCGAUUCGCUUCCGCACGCAUCCCGAAUGCCUCGCCUCCGAGUGCCUCCUUCCCAGCUACGACAUUCACGUCCGCAGCAAGCAGCGCCCGCAGAUCUUUGUCAACCCGCGAGUCGUAGCCACCUAUCAAUGGCGCGACUACCUCAUGUACGACUGGAUCAUGCGCUCCAACAUCGUCAAUAUCUGGAGUCGCAUCUGGCAAGAUUUGAUCAGCCACUCGCUCUUCGGCUUUUUCGUCGAGAUCGGUCGCAAGAAGGACGACUGCGCGGAGGCACUUCGACGCGGCUGGAAGCCGUUAUAG